AUUGAAACGGGUUAUUUGGAUCAUGUAAUUGAGGUGUUCGAUAAGCUCGGCUAUCAAAUCAUAUACAAUGGCUCCGACGCCGAAUGGGAUGUUCUCUGGUCUCAUGAAUAUCCGUUUGUCAGAAACUUUUUACCUCAACUCAGACCAUAUCAAAGGGUGAAUAAAUUCCCGGGUUCUGGAUUUAUAACAAACAAGGUGAAUUUAGCCACUUCUCAACUCAAACAUAUUCCUCAAGCAUUCAGUUUGCCGACAGAGAAGGAACAGUUCCUC
Molecule: messenger RNA, 270 nt
Organism: Medioppia subpectinata
Lineage: Eukaryota; Metazoa; Arthropoda; Arachnida; Sarcoptiformes; Oppiidae
Source: the annotation of a GenBank genome assembly